This is a messenger RNA of Hippoglossus stenolepis (Pacific halibut), 1232 nucleotides long. RefSeq lists its product as uncharacterized. NCBI's taxonomy places the organism in Eukaryota, Metazoa, Chordata, Actinopteri, Pleuronectiformes, Pleuronectidae. The record is from RefSeq and is a predicted model, not a curated record. Bases 109 to 903 code for a protein of 264 amino acids. The transcript has 3 exons.
GGAGCAGCAGGAGGACAUGGACGUCCUCAGGGAGGAGGAGUCAGCAGGAGCAGCAGGAGGACAUGGACGUCCUCAGGGAGGAGGAGUCAGCAGGAGCAGCAGGAGGACAUGGACGUCCUCAGGGAGUUGUACCGCAGCAGCAGACAGAGACAGAGACUCUCUCAGGUGUUGUUGUUCAGAUCAGUCUCAGAGGAGCUGUCAGAGACCGUCAGCAUCGUCCCCGUCACUCAGGGUCUGACUUCAUCAUCACCGGCUGCAACCAUCGUUCCCCACCUGACGACCUUCGACCCCUGGCAUGUCCACCUGGACCUCCACCGCCGCUCCUGCCCCGGUAUCACCGUGCAGCUCCCGGUCUUCCCCACAGAAACGAACAACAUCAACAGUUCCUCCAGGCGUUCGUGGUCGUCGUCGCCGUCUGAGUCCAGAGACAGAAAACUCUCUGUGGAUUCCACAUCAGAUUCUCUCUGCAGCUCGUUCAGAGAAGACAAGCGUUUCCACAUGCACGCCGUCGCUGGUUCCAGAGUGGAUCUGGUUCAGGUUCCUGUUACCAGAUCCAGAGAAGAUCUCCCUGACCAUUUGGCCCCCGCCUCUAUGACCAGCUCAGACGAGAGCCCCAGUCCCGUUGCCUGCCUCCCCUGCUCCCCCUGCAGUUCCACCACCAACCUACAUGAAGACCUGCAGAAGAACCUGUCCACAGGAGGAAAGAUCAUCUGCUCCCCGACCUGCAGGGGCCCCAGGAAGUUGUCGGCCCCUGCCCUGCAGUUCACCAGGCAGCUGAGUGUAGGUGGAGCGGGCUCAUCGUCCUGGGUCCAUCUGAACCACAACCACUACCCGUUCCCCAACAGGAAGAGGCCGAGGAUCUCCGAGGCCGCCAGGAGGCUGGGGAUGUACUCGUCCUUCUGAGACACUUCACAAAGUUUAUUUCACGUUGUUUAAGAAUUCAAGACGUUAUUCUUUCAAACUCUUCACUUGUGCUUGUUGGGUUUCAUCUUCACACGUCUGUCGGUCAUGAGUAAUCUAUCUCUGUAUCUAAUGUCUAUAUAUCUACAUAUAUGAAAUAUCAUUUCAGUACAGAAACACAUGCUCUUGUUUUACAUUAAAUUCAGUGCUAUGUGAAUCAAAAUUGGAAUUUGAAACUAUUAGAAGCUUGUUUGAAAGUAACACGUUAAAAUGAUCAGAUUUACCAAAAAUAAAUUGAAAUAAGUAAAAAUGAAAAAAGUCUUUACCUGAAA